Messenger RNA from Physella acuta, 6786 nucleotides. RefSeq names its product hemicentin-1. Gene Ontology annotation, molecular function: axon guidance receptor activity. Lineage: Eukaryota; Metazoa; Mollusca; Gastropoda; Physidae. Gene Ontology annotation, biological process: synapse organization; homophilic cell-cell adhesion. The record is from RefSeq and is a predicted model, not a curated record. Gene Ontology annotation, cellular component: plasma membrane; axon; neuronal cell body.
ACAAAGUUUAUACGCAUUUCGCCCGUGCGGGUUUUACUACAUUUAAUCUGCAUUCAACUUUCAGGGAUUUUACACACAAAAAAAAGUUUUAUUUUAAAUAUGCUUUUGUUUUUUUCAUAUUGGAUUGUAUGAAAAAAAAGUUUCUCUGGAUACUUAUUACACCAAGCAACGUUUGCGAUCUUUUGUUGUUUGUUUGUUUUUUCAGAAACUUUCAAAAGGAAUUUAGCAGGAAAAGAUAGCGAAUUUGAUCUAAAAAAAAACUACUUUAGGACAAGGGAUUUAAAAAUUUAAUACCAGGAGUUUAGAUUCUGAAGAAAAGGACGUCAUAAUGGCGCCCUAUAUAAAACAAGCAUCUUUGUACUUAUUUGCAUUCCUCAUCAUCAACAUUUCACAGACUCUUGUGUCAGGCAAUGUCUUCACAUUAGAGCCAAAAGAUAAUUACUUUGUAAGCAAAACUGACCCUGUACAAAUCACCUGCCAGGCAAAAAAUGUGCAUGAUAUCACAUUCGAAUGCUUCUCAAAACGAAUCCCAGAAACGUCUAUAGAGAAAGGAAAUGACGAAACUGUGCCAGAUGACGAGGUUCAAGCCAGCAUUAUUGUCACGUAUGCCGAUGUGACAAGUAACGGGCAAACAAUAACGUGUGAGUGCAUUGCUGUAGGCCCAGCUGAGGAGAUCUUAGGUCGCAGCAAACCAGCGACCGUUAAUGCAUUUGAUGAUGAUAACGUAUUUAUUAAAAGACAACCCCAAGACGCAACAGUUAAUGAAGGAGAAAAUGUCCGCUUUGAUUGUGGAAUUACAGAAACAAAGCAGAUUACACGUUUUUUAUGGCGGAGACAGAGAUCUUGGAUUAAACCUACUGAAGAGAGAAUUUCUGUAGCAGAGAACGGUUCUUUGACCAUCUCAGAGGUAACGAAAGCUGAUUCUGGACCUUAUUUCUGUACCGUAAGGAUCGGUAACAAGAGACUAGACAGUACAAGUGCCACGUUAACUGUUGCAGAAAAGAAAGAUCUUUCCAAAACAGAUGAAAAACUACAAAUCAUUACACAACCCCAAAGUGUAGAAGCUAAUCAAGGAGAAAAUGUUCGCUUUGAUUGUGGAGCUACAGUGACAAAAUCCCAACCACUUAUUUCAUGGCGUAAAAGUGGAAAAUUGCUUCAACCUGCAAGUGAUACAAGACUUUCUAUAGCUAGAGACGGAUCUUUGACCAUCUCUGGAGUAACACUUAGCGAUGCUGGAUACUAUACCUGUAUAGUGAGAGUACAAAGCCAAAGAGUUGAAAGCGUAAGAGCAGAGUUAAAAGUCCGAGAUGAGACAGAGCUUUCCGAAACAUAUGAAAAACUACAAAUCAUAACACAACCCCGAAAUGCUGAAGUUAAUAGAGGAGAAAAUGUCCGCUUUGAUUGUGGAGUUAAAGCGACAAGACAAAAGCCAACUAUUUCAUGGCUGAAAAAUGAAAUAGAGCUUCUGACUGCCGUCAAUCCUAGACUUACUAUAGACGAGAAUGGCUCUCUGAGCAUCACAGGGGCCACACGUAAUGAUAUAGGGCAGUAUAGCUGUAAAGUGAUCCUAUCAAACCAAAUAGUCAAAAGCCAAAGGGCUAAGCUAAUAAUUACAGAGUUGAAGCCUUAUUUUACAAACACACCCAAAGCAGAAUACUUUGUGUCCCGGGACCAAGACGCGUACUAUCAUUGUACCGGCAUCACUGCUGUUCUUCAAAUUUUUUGCAAUGGAAAGAAACUUGAGAAACAUGAAUAUACUCAACAACAGGGAAUAGUUUUAGACAAUAAAAAGGAAUUAAAGGCAAUGCUGAACAUAAGCUAUACCAAAGUUUCAGACUACCUGGCAAAAAAUCCAGGCGUACAAUAUAACUGCACAUGCGUUCUAAUGAAUCCAGUUAGUGGUGUGCCAUUAAAUGCAGAAGCUGAAAGUUUAAUAACUAUUGGCAGUUUGGGGCCAAGAUUUACAGUUGAGCCGUCUGACACAACAGUCGAUGUGAAAACUACAGUGAAGCUUCAAUGCGAACACACAGAUGGAAGGCCAAAGCCUGUAAUAAACUGGUAUAAGGAUGGUCAACUGGUAGAUGUGACAACUAAGCAAAGUAUGGCUGAUUUAUGGAUUAAAGAUGUUUCAGACUCAGAUGCAGGAGAGUAUUAUUGUGUAGCAAGUAAUCUUUAUGGUGAAUACAGGAGUAGAACUGCCAAGUUAAUAGUUCUCCCUGAAGUCUGGACUAUUGAUGAUCUGCUUGUCACACCACUCCCAGAAGUUACAUAUAUUGCUGAGGAUCAAAAGGUCAACUUGACCUGUGUUUUUCACCACACAAAUAACGUUCAUGCUAAAUGUGCUGGUGAAAGGCUCAGUGACACCCAAUACGAUUUAAAAACAAAUGCCCUCAUUACACCAGUUGAGGCAACUUUGACAAUAAUGUUGAGCGCUGAUUUAGUGGCACAAGACAGAGACAACUUUUUCUGUGUCUGCGAAGCCCUCAAGUAUGAAAACAAAACAUAUGUUACUUAUACCAGCAAACCUGGCUAUGUCUAUAUAUCAACCAUUGAUUCAGCUUUUAAGAAGGAUCCUAUGAGCCAAACAGUUGAAGAAAAUGAUAAAGUAACAUUAAUGUGCAUUCCACCAGAGGGCAGGCCUCAGCCUGAGAUAUACUGGCUAAAAGAUGGAGUUCGAAUUGAUGAAAAGAGAGACACUGACUAUUCAAUAAAAACUGGAUCUCUAGUUAUUGAGCAAGUUCAGUCCUCAAAUGCAGGAGUAUAUGAAUGUGUUGCUUACAAUGGAUAUGUUACAAGAAAUUCUCAACCAGCUGCAAUCUCUAUCAGAGGGGGAACAACAAUAGACCCAGAUAUGACUACUGAAAUAGAUUCAUCAAUAAUAAAAGGUGAUCUUGAGGAAGAGUACUACCUAACUGGUGACUCCAUUAGACUAGGGUGUUAUGAUGAUGAGGCACAGAAUAUCAACUUUGUGUGCAAUUCACAAACUUAUAAAGGCAUUGGUUCAUCUAUUACUAUUGAAAACACUUCUUAUAAGCUGUUUGAGCUUGAAGUCACCAAGGAGGAGGUACAAAAAUACAAUAUGGAAAAUAACCAACCCUAUAUAUGCCAGUGUGAGAUUUAUAGAAAUCAACAAAAAGAGCUUGGAACUGAGGCUAAGGUUUAUAUAGCAUUUUUAGAAAAUAAAUUCCUUGAAGAGCCAAUGGACAGAGAAGUAGACGAGGGUCAAGAUGUUAUGUUAUCAUGCAAACCUCCUCGUGCAUUUCCAGGACCUGAGACACAUUGGCAAAAAGAUGGAAAGAACAUCACAGCUACCCAAGGAAAGUAUGAGCUUGAAAUGGGUAACUUAAACAUUAAAGACUUUUCUGACGAGGAUGUCGGCAUCUACACAUGUGUGGUGGAUGUUCUUGAAGGGCAGCUGAAAAAAUCUAGUCGUGGUGCAUUCAUCAGAAUCAAAGAAGAUCCUGAAGUAAUCACGACUCAAGUAUCGCGUGUUGUGGAAACUAGACCUAACAAAGGAGUAAUUAAAGAAAAUAGUUUCAUUUCUAAGGAAUUGCCAGAAAUCAGCUAUAUCAUUAAAGGCAAACCCUUGGAGCUUUUGUGUGAAGCUUAUGGAGUAGAUGACAUCCAGAUUUGGUGUGGUGGUGAGCAGAUCACAACCAAAGUAACAAAAAGAGUUGAUGAGAACAGCAACAUGAACACUGUUGUUCAGGGAUCAGCAGAAGUGACAGAAGAGACAUUAGGAGAUGAAGAAAGAAUUACCUGCCAAUGUAGAGCUCUGUAUUCUGAAGAUGGUGACGAUAUGACUUACAAUGCUAGGGAAGGAUCUGUUGAACUUGCUUCUUUAGAUGAAAAGUUUGAGACAGAACUGUCAACAGAUGUCAUCACUCUGAUGCAAGGAGACAAUCAUAUAUUUAUGUGCAUACCGCCAAAAGGAAAUCCUCCACCUAAAAUUAUGUGGUUCAAAGACAACGAGACCCAAAUGGCAAACAUUGCUGGUGAAGGAAUGCUUUCAUUAAUUGACGUAGAAUUAGAUGCUGCUGGAGACUAUACAUGUGUUGCUGAGAAUGUUGCCGGGAGACGUAUAAGUGGCCCAGCCAAAGUUAUUGUCAUUCCUAAAAAUGACUCAACAACCAAUGUUACUCCUGCUAUGCCUGAAAAUACAUAUUUUGAAUCAACUACAAUGAAUAUUGAAGGAAAAAAUGAUACCCCUUUAAAUACAUGUACUAACCGUCUAGAGAAGUGCACUAAACUUGCUAUGGACAAAAACUGCAGUAAUCUUAAUAUUGGUGAGAAAUGUGUCACUCAGUUUAAGGAGAAUUGUAAUAAUCCAACAGCAUCACUUUUAGAAGACAUGGUUACCCAAUGGCGUUCACAAUGUUCUCAGGAAACAUCAGUAAUUGAUGACAGUGAAUCAGCAAAGCCUGACAUGACAACAGCCAUGUCUGAAGAUGCAGGUAAGGACAUUGAAGUUGAGGAGGAAUUUAUUAAUACUAAAAAUAAGGAGACCUUAGCUGGCACAAAUUUCGUAGAUAAUACGGAGGAAAGUACUAGUCAAAGCUCUUCUAGUUCUGAAGAUAUUCAGAAAGAAAAUGUUCACUCUACUGUCGGACAAGAUAAGAGUGAUGAUAGUGAAGAAGAUGUUGAUAAUACAGACAAUGACAGUGAAAAAAUCAAUAAAAACGUGGAAGUCAAGGCUGAAAUAGAUGAAGAUAAAAUGAUGCAGAAAGAAAAUAGUCAAGAAGAAAAUGCGUCAGAUGCUGAAGGUGCAAAAUCAGCUGUAAAAGAUCCUGAAAAUUCAGCCUUUGGGUUGCACAUGUCUGUUUUGCUGACUACUCUUAUGCAGCUGAUGUUGGUGGCUAUGUUAUCCUGGAGAUAGAGGGCGUUAGUGUUUUAAUUGUGUGCAUGAUUGGAAUUUUCUUUUUCCUAUGUUUUUCAAAGUUAAGACAUUUGUGUGUGUGAGUGGUAUAGGCAAAUGAAUUUGAAAGAAUGUUUUAAUUUGUUUCUAUUUUAUUCUUAGUGGUGUGCCUUCAGUAUUAUUAAAUCAGGGUUGUGUCAUGGAUGCAAUUAUAGUAUUGUUUUGUUCCUUACAUUUUCCAUUUACAUACUUUAAAAGUCAGUUUUGAUAAUAUCUUGAAUCUCUCACAAACUUUGUGACUGUUUUGAGGUAUUGAUGAUGAAAGAAUAAUUACCAAUGAUAAAUAUGAUCAAAGUGUGAUUAUACAAGAGUCAAAAUUGUAAACAACUUUGAUACAUGUAAUCUAAUAAAAUAACUCGUAGUCUACCAUUUAAAAAAAAAACUAAACAUAGUAAAAAGACUAAUCAAAAUCAGUUAUUUAUAUAAUAAUAUAUGUAUCAAUUUAAAAGAUCAGUGCUAUUUUAUUGCUUUAGUUUAAAAAUUAUAAUUGUAUAGAUAUAUAACCUUACAAAAUAUAUCUAUAUUAUGUUUUGUUUCUCCCUAAUACUAAUCUAAGUACUUUAUAAAGUCAAUAUCUUAUUUUGCUUGAAGUUUAAAGGCACAGAGCUGUAUACCUGAUCAGGAGAAGCCACAAAGUUUUAUGGCAAAAUAAUGUACAGAAAGAAUAAUUUGUCGUGUUUUUUUUUUGUUUCUGGAUAACUGGCUUGCUAAUAAUGGUUAUAAAUGGUUAUUCAUAAAUAUAGGGCUCCAAAUUAUAAAGAAAAAAAAACACCAUAGUUCUAAAACUAUUGUGUAUUUUUUAAUAAAUGAGCAAAAUAUUUGAUAAUGAUGGAUUUGGGUGAGUUUUUAAAAAUAAUUUUCACUUUGUCCUUUUUUUACCUUUGAUAGUUCUUAAUCUAAUGAUUGUGUGUUAGUGGGAGUGAUGAACAUUAAUAUAUGACCAUUUAUUUGUCUUGUAUAUAUGUGUUCUAAUCAUAUUUCAAAAUCAUUCGGGGAUAACGCUGAAGAGACUUAUAAAUUCAUGUUUGUUACUGAGCUUUUUUUUCUACUGAAUUUCUUAUCUAAGGAGUGAAUCUUUGAAAAUAUAAAUAAUGUGCCUUUUAGUUGACUUCAUACUUUAGUCUCAUUCUUAAAUAACUUGUAAUGUGUUCAUUAUGCUGAAGAAGAUACAUUUUUAUUUCAGUUUUUAUUUAUGGUUUUCUUUUGCAUUUUAUUACCUUUCGGCUGUUUAAACCUCACUUUUAAUUUUAGUUAUUUUAUGCAGAUUACAGUAAAUGCCUUUUAAGUGCUCUAAAUGAUCAUUAACUUUUAAAUGAUCUUCUUUUUAAAUUACAUAAUAUGUAAUUUGUGGAAAUACCGGAUAUCUUACAUUUAGAUUUGUAGAAGUACAUGAUAUUUUACGUUUAGAUUACAUGAUAUAUUCCAGUUUGAUUUGUUUUAAAACUUAAUGAAAUAAUAUUGGUCUUAAUAACUAGAAAUGUUUUGUUUUUGUUAACUUGUAAUUUCCUUAUUUUUUUGUGAUUAUGGUUAAAUGUAUUUCUUUCAUUUACUAGCCCGCUGAUAUAGCACAUUAUUUUCAUUUUAAUACUUGGGACUUAAAUUAUUGCGACUUGGGUUUGUUCCCAUUCCCAGAAAAAUUCAUCUUCAGAUCAUAAUUUUAAUAUAUAGUUGAGUACACAACGCUAACUUAAACAUCAUGUUUUAUAAUACUCAUUUCAUAUAGUAAUAAUAUAAAUACGUAUUUAGCUAUGAACAACAGCAACUGUUUAUAAUUCUUAUUAAACUCCACAUUAUAUUGAAAUAAAUGUAAUUCAUACUUAUCAGUAGCUGUUAACAAAAGUAUAUAAUUUAAAAUUACUAUGCAAUUUUUU